Eimeria mitis is the source of this 609-nucleotide messenger RNA. RefSeq lists its product as uncharacterized. The record is from RefSeq and is a predicted model, not a curated record. Bases 1 to 609 code for a protein of 202 amino acids. NCBI's taxonomy places the organism in Eukaryota, Apicomplexa, Conoidasida, Eucoccidiorida, Eimeriidae. The transcript has 3 exons.
AUGGAUGUGCACAUACACCCAGGACUCCAGCUGCAGCUAGCAGCAACCCUGCAGCAGCAGCAGCAGCAGCAGCAGCAGCAGCAGCAACAGAAGCAGCAGAAGUUGUGGCCGAUGGCGAAACAGGAGCAGCUGCAGCAGCAGCAGCAGCUGCUGCAGCAGCAGCAGCAGCAGCACCAGCAAGAGGCUCCAGCUGACGCCUUCAUGUUUGUGGUGUACAUACACUGCGUUAAGGGCCUCAGGCGAGAAGCAGAUGCAGCAGCAGCAACAGCAGCAGCAGCAGCAGCAGCAGGACCCCGUGUUGCAGUUGAAUGGACUGCUCAGUCUGGAAGGGACGAAUGUGCCGCUGCUGCUGGGGUGUACGGACCUAAGGACCUUCGGGCUCUCCGAGAGAUUCAGAAGACAAAAAGUGUAUUUAGAGAGGACCGAUAUCUCCCCGAGCAGCUGCUUGAGCGGCAGCAGCAGCAGCAGCAGCAAACUGCAGCAGCAGCAGCAGCACGUAGCAUACGUCUUCGUUGCUUCGCAGCGUCGCUGGCUGCAGCACCAACUAAGCAGCAGCAGCAGCAGCAGCAGCAGCAGCAGGCUGCGGCAGCAGCAGCUGCACUUCACUGA